Brienomyrus brachyistius is the source of this 3068-nucleotide messenger RNA. RefSeq names its product neuregulin 3b (gene nrg3b). Gene Ontology annotation, molecular function: chemorepellent activity. The transcript is spliced from 9 exons. NCBI's taxonomy places the organism in Eukaryota, Metazoa, Chordata, Actinopteri, Osteoglossiformes, Mormyridae. The record is from RefSeq and is a predicted model, not a curated record. Gene Ontology annotation, biological process: animal organ development; intracellular signal transduction; nervous system development. The coding region runs from base 785 to 2758 and encodes 657 amino acids.
CUGUCUCUCAGCAUCGCUGCACCGCGCAGGAGUGUCUGCGUCUGCCGGACGCCGCCGGAGCCGCGGAGCUGUUUACGGAGAGCUGGACGACCGAGAGCCAGCGAGCCAGAACGCGGGAGCAGCCGGGAAGCAGGAGCAGCCGGGACGCGGGAGGACACCAUCGCCGCAGGGAGUCCCAGGGAGGAGUUGGCGAGGAUCCACGCUGACGGAGAGGUGGCUCCGAUACGCGGCGACAGUCACCGAGCUGCUGGUUCUGAACACGGUGGCGGAGAUGCAAGGAGAUUCUCCCAGCGCAGAGCAUGGUGGUGGACCGGCGCUAACCUGAGCGACACCCCACCCCCUGACUCAGCACGCGAGCCCCCCACCCCCCAGCGAGGAGAGGAGUGGCAGCUGGGAUCAGAUUGCCGUGCUGCAGCGGGCGCACAGACGGACGGACGGAGCAUCACUCUCGGUGGGAUUUACAGCCCCCCCAGACCCGUGCUGCCCUUCCCCACCACCGUGUCCUUGGAGUACUGGAGCCCCUCAGGCAUCCCCGUGUGCGUCGCUGAGUGUCUGCGUUGCUGUGUCUGACCGUGUGUGUGUGCUCUUGUACGCCACGGUUGACUGUGUGUCUGUGUGUGUGUGCGUGUGUGUGUGUGGGUGUGUGUGUGUGUGUGUGCGUGUGCCCGUGUGACUGCACUCCUUGUGUGUGCGUGAUUCCCCGCAAUGCCUGCCACCUCUCUUCGUUCUCCCGGCCCCCCUUGCUCACCGCCAAGGGCCUAACCCCCCCACCACUGGAGGCAGGAUGACUGACGGCUCUGGAGCGACCAUGUCGGGGGCCUUGGUUCUGGAGGAGCGGGAUGGCAGCGGGUCAGGGGCCGGGGCGGGGCUGGAGCAGGCCUCGCCCCCUGAGGCGGGCCGGCCACGCUGUGGGGGCUGCGCCCUGUGGACCCGACAGCAGACGUGGCUGUGCGUAGUACCACUACUCAUUGGCCUGGUGGGCCUGGCGCUCAGCCUCAUGCUCCUGCAGUGGAUCGUGGUAGGCUCCGUGCCCGACUACGUUCCCACUGACCUGGUGGACGCCAAAGGCAUCGGCCAGGACCCCAUCUUCCUGUCCAAGCCCAGCGCCUUCCCGAAAGGACCGGCCACUACCACAGGAGGCGCCGCCGCCACCCCUGCCCCAGUCGGUCCGGCCUCUACCGCCAUUGCUGCCACGGCGACAGCCAGACCCCGCCCCGGCGCCCGGCCGGGGCCCGCGGCUGGCAGCCAGGCCCCGCACCUCCACAAUCGUGUGGGGACACGGGUGACGGCGGCCAUACCCCCGCCUGGCACCACCACCACCCGUGCACCCCGUGUGGUCACGCCACGCAGCACUGUCAGGCGACCUGGUGGCCGCAACGGCGUGUUCUCCUCCACCAGCAGGGCGGCGCUACCCUCGUCUGCCCCCUCGCCCUCCAGCCACCCCGUCCUCCACAACUCUGGUCAGACGCAGAACCACGAGCGCCCCAAGGGACCACCUGCCACACCAGCCCGACCACACACCCAUACCAAGACAUUGGUCCCCACGUCACCGCCUCUUCGAUCUGAGCACUUUAAGCCAUGCAGAGACAAGGACUUGGCCUACUGCCUGAAUGAAGGGGAGUGCUUCAUCAUUGAGACACUCACCGGCUCGCACAAGCACUGCAGGUGUAAGGAGGGAUAUCAAGGUGUCCGUUGCGACCAGUUUCUUCCCAAGACCGACUCCAUCCUGUCUGAUCCAACAGACAACCUUGGCAUUGAGUUUAUGGAGAGCAAGGAAAUGUACAAGAGGCAGGUGCUUUCCAUCUCCUGCAUCACGGCGGGAAUCAGCCUCCUGGGAACGUUCUGCAUCGCCCUCUACUGCCGCAACAAGCGGCGCAGUGAGAAGCUUCAGGCCCACCUGAAGGAGUGUCGCAGCCUGAAGUGCUACAGCUCCUCGGGGCUGCUGCCCAAAUCCAGCCUGAGACCUCAGUGCGGCUUGCACCUGCAGAGCUAUGGAAAAGGUAAUGGGUCCUCCACUCCACACGGGGUCGCCAUUCGCAAAGUGGGCAUCCUGCAGAGCUGUGCCGUGCCUGCCGCCCGUCCCAGGGCCUCGCCCCCCGGGAAGCACCACAGCCCCAGCCAGCGAGCACGCCUCACCCGGCCCCACCGGACCCCCCCUACUCCACGGGGACGCCUCAAUCCCAUUGGUGUCUGCAGGGACUCUGGACCCAUAUACCAGCACCUGCAGGAGGCCCAGUCCUCAGAUAGGGAGGCGGAGCCUUUACAAGAGUGUCCCAUCCUCAAGGCGGAUGGAGGUGGUGCACAGGACACCUCAUUAAAUAUGCAAGCCCCUGCCUCUGCUGUGGGUGGGCACACAGAGGGCCCCGCCCCCUCGUCGUCAUUCCGCACUUGCUCCAUUCCCAUAAUCCCCUCCGUCCAGGGACAUUGCGGGGUUUCCUGUGAGCCAAUGGCUAACCUGGAUGCUGGUGGCCGUUGUUCGUUGCCACAAGGCCAGGUGGGGGGUCACCCCCGUCGUCUGAGCACCGUCCAUCCUGCAGUGACGAGUGGAGGACAGCAGGGGUCGCCCUUUGCACUGGAAGCUAAACAGCGCCUCAGGGCCCUACCACAUAAUUACAGGAAGGCGGACGAUUGUGGUGCCAAGAAGAUGGACCGUUUCCCAUCAGCCACUGGAACUGAGACUAGCGCACUGGCCCAGAAUGGACCUACAUUAGUGCAUCCGAGAGAACCAAUUACAGACUCUGUCUGGGUCAGCCAGUGAAGCAGCUGAAGGGCGUGGCCAUCUUCUCUCUUUGGACCAAUCACAAACGAUGUGUUGGAUUUAAAAAUCUGCAAACCUCAUGCAGGAAAGAGACAAGAGAAGAAACACGAACAACAUUACGAAACACUGAAAAAAUGUGAAUAAAAAGAGUGGAAAUAUUAACAAAACAAAGGAUGGUUUAGGGUGGAAAAAAAACAAAUUAAAAAUAUGAAUAAUUUAUAUGUAUUUAUUUAAACAAGGAGCUUCUACUUAGAAAGAAAACCAAAUAGUCUGUCAUCUCCAUGGUGUUUUUAAUUGUUAAAAAAUAAAG